CAGACAGCCCACUGUGUCCCUCAGACUCUCCGUGGGAUCCCGCCUUCCCUUGCUCACUCUGUCCGGCCGCCCAGCUCCAUCGACUUUGCCCAAAAUGACAUCAGGAGAACCCCUGCAUGUGAAGACGCCCAUCCGUGACAGCAUGGCCCUGUCGAAAGUGGCAGGCACCAGUGUCUACCUCAAGAUGGACAGUGCCCAGCCCUCUGGCUCCUUCAAGAUCCGAGGCAUCGGGCACCUCUGCAAAAUGUGGGCUGAGCAAGGCUGUGAACACUUUGUCUGCUCCUCAGCGGGCAACGCAGGCAUGGCGGCUGCAUAUGCUGCCAGAAGACUGGGCAUCCCUGCCACCAUCGUCGUGCCCAACACCACACCUGUGCUCACUAUUGAGCGACUCAAGAAUGAAGGCUCCACAGUCAAGGUGGUGGGUGAGACGUUGGAUGAAGCCUUCGAGCUGGCCAAAGCCCUGGCAAAGAACAACCCAGGCUGGGUCUACGUUCCCCCUUUUGAUGACCCCCUCAUCUGGGAAGGCCAUACUUCCAUUGUGAAGGAGCUGAAGGAGACCCUGAGUGCAAAGCCAGGGGCCAUCGUGCUGUCAGUGGGUGGCGGGGGUCUGCUGUGCGGAGUGGUCCAGGGGCUGCAGGAGGUGGGCUGGGGGGAUGUGCCCGUCAUCGCCAUGGAGACCUUCGGUGCCCACAGCUUCCAUGCAGCGACUGCAGCGGGCAAGCUUGUUUCCCUGCCCAACAUUACCAGUGUUGCCAAGGCACUGGGUGUGAAGACCGUGGCAGCUCAGGCCCUGAAGCUUUCUCAGGAACACCCCAUUUUCCCCGAAGUUAUCUCAGACCAGGAGGCUGUGGCUGCCGUUGAGAAGUUUGUGGAUGAUGAGAAGAUCCUGGUGGAGCCUGCCUGCGGAGCGGCCCUGGCCGCUGUCUACAGCCGCGUGGUGCAGAAGCUGCAAGGGGAGGGGAAGCUCCAAGUCCCCCUGCGGUCACUAGUGGUCAUCGUCUGUGGGGGCAGCAACAUCAGCCUGGCCCAGCUGCGGGCCCUCAAGGAACAGCUGGGCAUGAAGAAUGGGCUGCCCAAGUGAGGACGCUCACCCACGUGUCCUCUCCUAGCCCAGGAGACCCCUGGAGGGGCUGGAGUUUUAUCCAGCACCUCACUGUAAAUAUUCUUGUUUGGUUGUGAGCCUGAGGCCCCUGGACUGGCAGGUUAGCUUCUUGUUGUCAUAAGGCCACUGUGCAGAGGGGCUGGAAGGUCAGGGGCCAGUGAGGCUGAGAUGGGGCUCUUCGGCAUCUCUGUGACCGCUCUGUGCUGUCCUUGGCUACUCUGCUGGAAUGAUAACUGCCCACAAAUAUGCCAGGUCCCCAGAACUGGGUGGGUGUGGUAGCCCCAUCCCAGCCUUUCCCCUGGCGAGGUGGACAGAACCUCAAUCCAGGGUUGAAGAACUAUCCUGUCCUUCCUUCCAAGAAGCCAAAUCCCCACCUUUACUUGUUUUUCUAAGAUGUAAUCUUUUUCACUGAAAAUUAUGUAUUUAUGAAACCAAGAA
Otolemur garnettii (small-eared galago) is the source of this 1540-nucleotide messenger RNA. RefSeq names its product serine dehydratase (gene SDS). NCBI's taxonomy places the organism in Eukaryota, Metazoa, Chordata, Mammalia, Primates, Galagidae. The record is from RefSeq and is a predicted model, not a curated record. Gene Ontology annotation, molecular function: threonine deaminase activity; pyridoxal phosphate binding; L-serine ammonia-lyase activity. The transcript is spliced from 8 exons. Gene Ontology annotation, biological process: L-threonine catabolic process; L-serine catabolic process. The coding region runs from base 95 to 1081 and encodes 328 amino acids.